This is a messenger RNA of Letharia lupina, 777 nucleotides long. RefSeq lists its product as uncharacterized. The transcript is spliced from 4 exons. The record is from RefSeq and is a predicted model, not a curated record. NCBI's taxonomy places the organism in Eukaryota, Fungi, Ascomycota, Lecanoromycetes, Lecanorales, Parmeliaceae. The coding region runs from base 1 to 777 and encodes 258 amino acids.
AUGAGUCCGACAUCUAGCUACACGCAUGUCAAUUGGGCUUUGACUGGGACAGCUGGCGCCUUAACAAUUGGUCGCUAUGCCAUCCGCUACGUCAACUCACGGCGAUUCUUCUGGGAUGAUUUGGUGCAUUUGUGUGCUCUUGUGGUCUUGAUCGCACAUGGUGGCACAGACCAGCUUUCAUUGAAUUCGAAGGCCAGAAUAAAGACUGCGGCAGACUCUAAGCCGCGGCCCUCCCAAACCUACCUUCUCGGGCUCUACGAACAUAAUGAACGACUUAGUAGCGUCAAUAACUGUUUCUUGUACUUGGUAUUUUGGAUAGUGAAGCUGUCAUUCUUGAUGCUCUACCGCUUCUUGUUCCAGUCUUCGACACCGUUCAAGAAGGCAUGGUGGGUGGUACUAGCCUUUACCGUUGUGACCUUCUGGGUGCCUAUUGCGGGCGUUCUCUCCACUUGUGCUGGUGCAGAUACCGUGGCCGAUUACAAGGCUUGCGAUGGGCAAACUCAUGGACGGGUAAUCAAACUGGAGUACAGCUGUGUUGUGAACAUUGUAUCUGACUUGGCAAUAAUGGCCCUGCCCUUUUGGAUGCUCAAAGACUUGAAGAUCGCUAUGUCCCAAAAGCUCGGACUGGCAUUCAUAUUUUCUUUUGCGAUUGUCUGCGUAGCAUUGGACAUUGUUCGUGUCGUCGAGGCUGUUUCUCAAAACCAAGCACUAUACACCGUCAUCGAGACCGCACCCUCCGCGAACAUAAGCCUGACUCCCUUAAUGUGGACGUAUUAA